Molecule: messenger RNA, 6393 nt
Organism: Mauremys reevesii (Reeves's turtle)
Lineage: Eukaryota; Metazoa; Chordata; Testudines; Geoemydidae
Gene: SH3RF3
Product: SH3 domain containing ring finger 3
Exons: 10
Coding region: 504-3110 (868 amino acids)
Molecular function (GO): protein binding; metal ion binding
Source: RefSeq, a predicted model, not a curated record
GCUGCAGCCAUCCCUGGAGGGAUCUGUUUUGCCUCGUUCUCCUGCCCUCUGGGCCAGCCCCGUGGCUUCCAGCGAGGCUUGGAUACGCUAAGCCGGCUCCCCGGAUGCGCCAUGCCCCAUCCCAGCUGCUGAUCGCACACAGCCGGUGGGGGAGACCCCAGGAAACAGGUGCCCUCCACUUCCUCCAGCUGCAUGCUGCCGGGCUUGCUCCCUCACCAGCAUUCACCCGCGGGGCGCCUGUGCUGCAAGGACAGGGGGCUGGCGGGCGAGGGCAGAGGGAGCCCGGCGGCCUGAACUCGGCCGAGCCCCCGCUCUCUGACGGCCCGGUGCCCGGGAGGAGCUGCACCCCCCGCUGCUAGAGGCGGUGAUUCACUUGCUGCCUCCAGCGCUCCCCGCUGCCGCCCUGCGCGGCCGCCGCCGCCGCCCUGAUGGCUCCAGCUGACAGGCCGCUCGCCGGGAGCCGGGGCCGCCAUGUGCCGCGGUGGCCGCUGCUGCUGCUCUAGAUGCUCCUAGGGGCGUCCUGGCUGUGCGCGCCCGAGGCAGCCGCAGCGAAGCGGGGAGCGGCGGCGCGGCGGGGAGGCGGCGAAGCGGCGGCGGCGGAGGCGAUGGACGAGUCGUCCCUGCUGGACUUGCUGGAGUGCUCCGUGUGCCUGGAGCGGCUGGAUACCACGGCCAAGGCGCUGCCCUGCCAGCACACCUUCUGCCGCCGCUGCCUGGAGAGCAUCGUCAGCUCCCGCCACGAGCUGCGCUGCCCCGAGUGCCGCAUCCUGGUGGGCUGCGGGGUGGACGAGCUGCCCGCCAACAUCCUGCUGGUCCGGCUGCUGGACGGCAUCCGCCAGCGGCCCCGGGGCGGCGGGAGCGGCGGCGGCAGCCCCACGGCGCAGGGCAGCGCAGCGGCGGCGGCCGCCGCCCCUGGCAGCGGAGGAAGCGACUCGGCGGCGUCGCCCGCCUAUCACCCCGCGGCGGCCACCGGCUCCCCCAGCGCGGCCGCCGCCAGCCGGGGCGCCCUGCUGGGAAAGAGUAUUUCUCAACUGCCCUAUGGUAAAGCUCUCUACACCUAUGAGGGAAAAGAACCUGGUGACCUCAAGUUUACCAAAGGGGACAUUAUCAUACUACGACGAAAGGUGGAUGAGAAUUGGUAUCAUGGAGAGCUCAAUGGAAACCAUGGCUUCUUUCCAGCCAGCUACAUUCAGUGUAUCAAGCCCCUUCCACAAGCUCCGCCUCAAGGCAAAGCACUUUACGAUUUUGAAAUAAAGGAUAAAGACCAAGACAAGGACUGUUUAACCUUCACCAAGGAUGAAAUUUUGACUGUUAUCAGACGAGUAGAUGAUAACUGGGCAGAAGGAAUGCUAGGAGAUAAAAUUGGAAUUUUCCCUAUCCUGUAUGUUGAGCUCAACGAAUCAGCUAAACAGCUUAUAGAGAUGGACAAGACAUGCUUAGCUGCUGCAUCUGGCUGUGAUGUCCCUUUGCCAUCUGACACCAACAUGGCAGUAAAUUUGGCCCAGUGCUCUACUUUAAACAAUACAGGAGCAGUCAGUGCCAUUCAGCGGCAUAUUGAUGGCAAGAAGAAUGCCAAGAAACGCCACUCCUUCACUGCUCUCAGUAUGACACACAAAUCCUCUCAGGCCAUGCAUAACAGGCAUUCCAUGGACAUUAGUGCUCCAGUUUUGAUCAGCUCUAGCGAUCCCCGAGCUGCUGCCAGAAUCGGAGACUUGACUCAUCUUUCAUCCAGUGCUCCAGCCCAGGACUCCUCCUCAAUUGGAACAGCUACAGUGGCUGGACCUAGAACAAGUGCAAUAACUGGAGAUCAGGGAACACCGACAAAGGUCCAGCUCCCCCUCAAUAUCUACUUAGCUCUGUAUGCAUACAAGCCUCAGAAGAAUGAUGAGCUGGAGCUGCGUAAAGGCGAAAUGUAUCGGGUCAUUGAGAAGUGUCAGGAUGGCUGGUUCAAGGGGACAUCUCUGAGAACCGGAAUGUCUGGAGUCUUUCCAGGCAACUACGUGACUCCUGUUUCCAGAGUGCCUGUAGGAGGUGGCCAGCCCAGGAAUAGCUUAGCAGGCGGGGCUCAGACAAUAAAAGGAUCCCCAGGAGCUGUUCACCCAGGAGGUGCAAGUCUUACAAACACGGCCACUGCUGUCAGACCUGUUGUUCCAAUCACUGCACCUCAGACACAUCCCCAACAACAGACAGCGUCUCCUCAGAUGAAUAACUGCAUGAGGUAUUCAGCCCAGCAAAUGGUCAGCCAGACUCGCAGUGCCAUGCAGAUGGUAGCACACCCCUCUGCCCAGGUACCGGAGCGGCCCACGGCAACCGUCUCACCACUGAGAACCCAGAACUCUCCAUCCCGUCUCCCAGCCACUGUGGUUAGGUCACACUCCAUGGCUUCUCCACAACAUGUCCACCAGUCCCCUGUUCAAGUUAUUCCUGGAGCACAGUGUGCCAGGCCCAUCAUUCCUCUCACUUCAGCAGCAGCAGCCAUUACUCCUCCAAAUGUCAGUGCGGCCAACUUGAACGGGGAGGCAGGAAAUGGGCCGAUCAGCGGCUUGGUGACUUCCAGCCCAACCAACACCUCCUGCAAAGCAGAGGAGAGGAAAAAUGAAAAGAAAGAGAAGAAGAGCGGAUUGUUGAAACUUUUAGCCGGCGCGUCAACAAAAAAGAAAUCACGCUCCCCUCCAUCUGUGUCUCCGACACCGGACCCCCAGGGAGCCGUGGAGGGAGCUCUGCAGGGAGCAGUGGGACCUGAACUCUCCUCAAUCUCCAGCCACGGCAGGGCAGGUUCAUGCCCAAUUGAAAGUGAAAUGCAAGGAGCUAUGGGGAUGGAACCACUGCACAGAAAAACAGGCUCCUUGGAUUUGAAUUUUUCCAUUCCUUCUCCUGCCAGGCAGCUACCUUCUUCGAUGGCAGCCAUCCGUCCAGAGCCCAAGCCAUUGCACCGGGAAAGGUAUCGUGUCGUGGUUCCAUAUCCUCCUCAAAGUGAAGCAGAGAUUGAACUGAAAGAAGGUGACAUUGUGUUUGUGCACAAGAAAAGAGAGGAUGGCUGGUAUAAGGGGACAUUACAGCGAAAUGGCAGGACGGGCCUCUUCCCUGGAAGCUUUGUAGAGAGUUUCUGAGGGCUUGCUUUCUUCCCCAUCACUGCUCUCUGAACUGAAAGAUCUUUCAGGGGAAAUUCCAUAGCACAAGAAGAGACAGCAAAGGGAAAUGUGACUGAUAUCCACUGCCAUUUUUACGUCCAAAGACUCCCCGGGCCCUUCAUUCUACAGCUGUGGAACCACAGUACCUGCUGUGCUUCCAAAACCAUGUACAGUACAUACAGUGGUAUGUUGAAGUAGUGCCUUCCACUUGGAAUCAUAGACUGAGAGGAUGCACAUUUGGUUUGUAUCUAAACUAAACUCCAACUGCUACCCAUUAUGUAAAUUAUAGAGAAAAUAUCUUUUAAAAAGUUGUUAUAUUGCUGUAACUUAUUUGUCAGAGCUGCAGUGUUCUUAUUACUGGCCUAUGCAAGAUGGAUUUGGGUGUGGCAGGAGGCAGAAUAGGGAGCUCUUGAACUGGGAUUUUAUAUUUCCCGGGGGAAAGGGGGAGAGUGUGGAAAAACCCAGCUAAAGAUUUGUGCAUUGUUCUGCAAGAAAGAAUGAGGAGUCCAAAAUGUUAGUGUCAUGCUUUCUAUAUACCUCAAAAAUAUGCUGCAUAAGGAUGUCAGGAAGUGUGUUAGUGAUCAGAGUUGCAUUUCAUCUGAAGUACCUGUGAGAUGCACUGGGCAGAUCCUUGAAGAACUCUGGCUCCGUCAUUAAAUUGCGGUUAUUUGAGUAGAAAUCCUUUGAUUUAUCAUCUGUCCAUAUUAUAUGCAGCAUUUUUUUGCCCAUCCAGUAUCCACCUUUCCAUUGCUUUUUAUUUGCUGGUUUUGGUAUGACAUACCUUUUUUAAUUGUUUGCAGUAUUGUUGCAGCUGUGUUGGUCCCAGGAUAUUAGAAAGGCAAGUUGAGUGAGGUAAUACCAUUUAUUAGACCAACUAUUUUGUCCAAUAAAAGAUAUUGCCGCACCCACAUUGUCUCUCUAAUUAAUACCUUUUUAAUGUAAGAACUGUUAUACAUGAUAUAUAUAUACAUAUAUUCCUAACAGAUCAGGCAUUUCCUGCUUUUCAUACAUCUGGUGCUUUUAUUAUUAUUAUUUUAUUAUUAGGGAGAUCCUGUUUGGCUUAAGAGAGAGACUGUUAACAGCAACAUCAACAGGUUUCACAUUUAAUAUGUGAAUUCUGAAAUGUACUGAAAGUAGAUUUCAUCAAGAUGAAAAUGUUUGCUAGUACUACAUGAAGCAAGAGAGAAAAAUCAGAUUAGGCGGUGAUAUAUAUAUAUAUGUGUGUGUGUGCGUAUGCGUGUGUGUGUGUGUGUAUGUAAUUCACUUUCAUAAGAUCAUUCUUUAUAUAUAGUUUCUAAAAACCCUUAAUAAAGCACAGUAAUCUGUCUAGACAAUGAUAAUUAUUCAAGAAUUGGGAGCAUUUCCAGGAGGAGUAAUUUUAAUUGACUUCUAUAUGGCAAUAAAAAGAACACUGCAGGUUCCAGCAAGCACAGGAAUUGUGGAAUUUUCCUCUGUCGUUGCAUCAGAGAGAAGAGAGCCAAACUGCAACGGCUGUAAUUAGCAUUGUCAAAAUGUGAUUUUUUUACUGUAGAAAUGUACAGUUCUCAACACUGUUCUAACCUGGUCAAGCUACAAUACAAAAUAUAUCAGGCAAUAUAACCCUCCAUCUACAAGGGACCUAAAGGUGCAAUAAAUGUAAAGCAAGUUUAUGCAGUUAUUUGUAUCAAACAAAGAAGAGAAAAAUCGGAUACUGCAAGUGUGGGAGUAUUUGAAAAAGAGAUUCAGUUGUGGUGUCCUAUAACCAAGUUGUAACAAAAGAAUAUGCUUAACUAUGUUGUGCCCUGCCUUUCCUAGUGACUGGCUGCGUGACCACAACAGGAUAUGGUGGUCAUUCAAGACUAUGUUAGAGUUGCAGUAACCUGGAGAUGAUCUUAGUAAAAAGAGGAGGCCCAAUGGGUGUAUGCCGUUACUUUGUUCUCAGUAUUUCUUAUGCUGAAGGUGCAGGUUUUGUUUUCAUUCAAGCCAUGUAUGCUAGCACAUAUCAAAACAUGUAUAAGUGAACAUUCCUACUUACGUUGAACUGAAUGACUUUGUUCUCUGUCAAAUAAGUUUCUCUUCCUGUCGUUUGUAACAAACAGAUUCCAGAAACACAGUCUGCUGCCAAGCAUUGCCUCUUCAAAUCACAGAAACAUUAUUUUCGGGGGAGGGAGGCGUAUUUUUAACAUUACCACAUUUGUUCAUGUUCCAGGUUGUAAUCAGUCAUCAGUAAAAUAAAUGGUUAUUGUUAGGAGAAAAUUGCCUUUUAUAACCAAUAAGAGCUUUAAGAAAUUUCUUCUGCAAAAGGCUGAUAGAAGACUAGAGCACUAUAUUUCCAGUCAUUUCAUCCAAAUUGGAAAUAGUAUUUCUGCACCUUGAGCCACGAUCUGGUCAGCUAUCAAGCUGACAAUGCCCCCCAAAAAUGUAUUCUAUACACACACACACACAUAUAUAAAUUCUUGGUUAGCAUGGUCAGAAACAGAAUUCUCUGGCAAACUACAGUGGCUAAAUGUCUGUUAAAAUUCUGUUCCAUGGUAUAUUUACUGUAUCCAGAGAAAAGAAACAGGAACCAUAUUGUAUUCAGUCAGAUCUAAAAUAGUUCCAGAUUUUCGUGUUCUAAUGCUUAAAUCUAACAGGACAAAAGCCGUUAUGCAAGAAAAUACAGAAAUGUCUGUGUAAAAUCAGUGUUUUUAAUGUAUUUUGCAGUCAGGACAAUAAUAAUUUUUAACUAUAGAUGAUGAGGGCAAAAUAACCCUUUCAGUCACACCUCCUGUAAGGAGAAAUAUUUUUUGGUGUUUGAUAUUUUGAGAACAGCUGUUUCUGGUCCCCAUUUAUUGCUUACCAUAAUAGUCUUGGUUAUUGAAUAAUUUUCUUGGACAAAUCAAUUCCAUGCGAAGAGCACAACUGCAGAACAUAAGACUGAUCGGCGGUACAAGAAAAUGACCCAGUGCCAUUUAGGAAGUCCUUGACCAUGGGAGGGGAUUGGCGCUUACUGUGAUCCAUAUUUAAAUUGCAUACAAAGGAAAGAUAGAGGAGGGGGAAGGAGUGUGCGUGCGUUUCCUACAAGAAAAAAAAAGUGAAAGAAUCCUUCUGGCAGCCUCAUUUUGUAAAAUGCCAGAUUUGCUGUUCUAGAAAUGGUUUCAGCUAAUUGAACAAUUCCUUUGUACUUUGCACAGCUCAGAAAAUGUUUUUUGUUAUACCUGAAUGUUAACGUGAUUUAGAAAAUAUUGAUGGUUAUGAGUACAAAUGAACUACAAGGACUGUGUUUCUGAUGCUUUAAAUAAAA